AAUGUCGCAGUAAAUCGGCUAUUAUAGAUUAAUUUGUAAACAAAUGUGCACAAGAAUCUGAGUGAACUAAAAAAUAUAAAAUGAGUGGAAUACACGGUGAUCUUUUCAUGAAAACGUUCAAAUAUUAUAGAGCUCGCGUACCAUUAUCAACUUUCUCAGCAGUUAUCGAAACUGACAGCUCCAAUUUUCAGGAUAAGGUGACAAGAGUAACCUUUGAUGGUAAGACUCAUGAUGAUAGACUUGAAAUAUUGGGUUUAAACAGUUUUGAUAACUGGCGGGUAUUUAAUAUAAAAGAACACCCUGGGUUAAUCUUGAUCAGAAACCCUUUUACAGCUCUUGGACAGAGAUACUGGAUAAGAAAAUGUUUGGAGGAAUAUCCAAGAAAGCCAAAUAAGACUAAUAUUGACAUAGAAGUGAUGUUAGAAGAUUGGUGGAAAGCGUGUUUUGAAGGUGAUAAAUGUAACAAGAAAUUGUUGAAAAAGUUGAGAUGGACCACUUUAGGAUACCACCACAAUUGGGAUACUAAAGAGUACAGUGAAGACAACCGGGGUGCCUUUCCGAGUGACUUAGCACAGUUAUGUGAUGUGGUUGCCACUUACCUAGGCUACACUGAUUUCCGGGCCGAGGCAGCCAUAGUCAACUAUUACCAUAUGAACUCCACUCUGUCUGCCCAUACUGACCACUCAGAGGUCAAUUUAGAUGCACCACUGUUUUCAUUUAGUUUUGGCCAGUCAGCAAUUUUUUUGAUCGGCGGUAAAGAUAAGACGACUGAGCCAUCAGCAGUACUACUUCAAAGUGGAGAUAUUUUAGUGAUGUCCAAAGAAGCCAGGUUAUGCUACCAUGCCGUACCCAAAAUUCUAUCUGCUAAAACUUCUACAUGGAAUAAAGAUGUUCAAAAAAUUUAUACAAAAACUAAACCGAAAUUUAAAUACAUUAAUGAAAUAGAACACAUUGAGUCUAUGAAUAGGAAUUAUAAUGACGAAAAUUGGUUUCUUUUUGACGACUAUGUACAAGAGUCAAGAAUAAAUGUAAAUAUUAGACAAGUAUUAAAUGAAACACAGAGUAAAUUAUGUUAAACAUUUAUAAAAG
This is a messenger RNA of Amyelois transitella, 1089 nucleotides long. RefSeq names its product nucleic acid dioxygenase ALKBH1 (gene AlkB). The record is from RefSeq and is a predicted model, not a curated record. Gene Ontology annotation, biological process: oxidative RNA demethylation. Gene Ontology annotation, molecular function: oxidative RNA demethylase activity; ferrous iron binding; broad specificity oxidative DNA demethylase activity. The coding region runs from base 81 to 1076 and encodes 331 amino acids. Gene Ontology annotation, cellular component: cytoplasm; nucleus. The transcript has 4 exons. Lineage: Eukaryota; Metazoa; Arthropoda; Insecta; Lepidoptera; Pyralidae.